AUGAGUCUAUGCGCCCCUGUGGCCGUUGGGCAGGGGGGGAGGGGGGAGGGGGGGGGUUGGGAAAGUGAUAAGAUUGAGGUGGGUGCGAUGGGAACAGGUGUGGUGGGAAGAGGUGCGGUGGGAACAGGUGCGAUGGGAAUAGGUGCGAUGGGAACAGGUGCGAUGGGAACAGGUGCGAUGCGAACAGGUGCGAUGCGAACAGGUGCGAUGGGAACAGGUGCGAUGGGAACAGGUGCGAUGGGAAUCAGGUGCGAUGGGAACAGGGCGAUGGGAACAGGUGCUAUGGGAACAGGUGCGAUGGGAACAGGUGCGAUGGGAACAGGUGCGAUGGAACAGGUGCGAUGGAACAGGUGCGAUGGAACAGGUGCGAUGGCGAAACAGGUUGCGAUGGGAACAGGUGCGAUGGGAACAGGUGACGAUGGGAACAGGUGCGAGGGACCCGGUGCGAUGGGAACAGGUGCGAUGGGAACAGGUGCGAUGGGAACAGGUGCGAUGGGAACAGGUGCGAUGGGAACAGGUGCGAUGGGAACAGGUGCGAUGGGAACAGGUGCGAUGGGAACAGGUGCGAUGGGAACAGGUGCGAUGGGAACAGGUGCGAUGGGAACAGGUGCGAUGGGAACAGGUGCGAUGGGAACAGGUGCGAUGGGAACAGGUGCGAUGGGAACAGGUGCGAUGGGAACAGGUGCGAUGGGAACAGGUGCGAUGGGAACAGGUGCGAUGGGAACAGGUGCGAUGGGAACAGGUGCGAUGGGAACAGGUGCGAUGGGAACAGGUGCGAUGGGAACAGGUGCGAUGGAACAGGUGCGAUGGGAACAGGUGCGAUGGGAACAGGUGCGAUGGGAACAGGUGCGAUGGGAACAGGUGCGAUGGGAACAGGUGCGAUGGGAACAGGUGCGAUGGGAACAGGUGCGAUGGGAACAGGUGCGAUGGGAACAGGUGCGAUGGGAACAGGUGCGAUGGGAACAGGUGCGAUGGGAACAGGUGCGAUGGGAACAGGUGCGAUGGGAACAGGUGCGAUGGGAACAGGUGCGAUGGGAACAGGUGCGAUGGGAACAGGUGCGAUGGGAACAGGUGCGAUGGGAACAGGUGCGAUGGGAACAGGUGCGAUGGGAACAGGUGCGAUGGGAACAGGUGCGAUGGGAACAGGUGCGAUGGGAACAGGUGCGAUGGGAACAGGUGCGAUGGGAACAGGUGCGAUGGGAACAGGUGCGAUGGGAACAGGUGCGAUGGGAACAGGUGCGAUGGGAACAGGUGCGAUGGGAACAGGUGCGAUGGGAACAGGUGCGAUGGGAACAGGUGCGAUGGGAACAGGUGCGAUGGGAACAGGUGCGAUGGGAACAGGUGCGAUGGGAACAGGUGCGAUGGGAACAGGUGCGAUGGGAACAGGUGCGAUGGGAACAGGUGCGAUGGGAACAGGUGCGAUGGGAACAGGUGCGAUGGGAACAGGUGCGAUGGGAACAGGUGCGAUGGGAACAGGUGCGAUGGGAACAGGUGCGAUGGGAACAGGUGCGAUGGGAACAGGUGCGAUGGGAACAGGUGCGAUGGGAACAGGUGCGAUGGGAACAGGUGCGAUGGGAACAGGUGCGAUGGGAACAGGUGCGAUGGGAACAGGUGCGAUGGGAACAGGUGCGAUGGGAACAGGUGCGAUGGGAACAGGUGCGAUGGGAACAGGUGCGAUGGGAACAGGUGCGAUGGGAACAGGUGCGAUGGGAACAGGUGCGAUGGGAACAGGUGCGAUGGGAACAGGUGCGAUGGGAACAGGUGCGAUGGGAACAGGUGCGAUGGGAACAGGUGCGAUGGGAACAGGUGCGAUGGGAACAGGUGCGAUGGGAACAGGUGCGAUGGGAACAGGUGCGAUGGGAACAGGUGCGAUGGGAACAGGUGCGAUGGGAACAGGUGCGAUGGGAACAGGUGCGAUGGGAACAGGUGCGAUGGGAACAGGUGCGAUGGGAACAGGUGCGAUGGGAACAGGUGCGAUGGGAACAGGUGCGAUGGGAACAGGUGCGAUGGGAACAGGUGCGAUGGGAACAGGUGCGAUGGGAACAGGUGCGAUGGGAACAGGUGCGAUGGGAACAGGUGCGAUGGGAACAGGUGCGAUGGGAACAGGUGCGAUGGGAACAGGUGCGAUGGGAACAGGUGCGAUGGGAACAGGUGCGAUGGGAACAGGUGCGAUGGGAACAGGUGCGAUGGGAACAGGUGCGAUGGGAACAGGUGCGAUGGGAACAGGUGCGAUGGGAACAGGUGCGAUGGGAACAGGUGCGAUGGGAACAGGUGCGAUGGGAACAGGUGCGAUGGGAACAGGUGCGAUGGGAACAGGUGCGAUGGGAACAGGUGCGAUGGGAACAGGUGCGAUGGGAACAGGUGCGAUGGGAACAGGUGCGAUGGGAACAGGUGUGA
Messenger RNA from Closterium sp. Naga37s-1, 2397 nucleotides. Lineage: Eukaryota; Viridiplantae; Streptophyta; Zygnematophyceae; Desmidiales; Closteriaceae. The record is from the annotation of a GenBank genome assembly.